UGCCGUGGCGACGCAUCACGGCGGCCUGGGUGGAACUGACUGUGAAGGUCACCGCCAGCUCGGUGCUGUGGACAGUUGGUCGCGAUCUGGGGGGUUCCGCUACUGGCGCAGUGCUGAUUUGGGGGGUCGAGCUGCGGCUGUCACUCCCCCACCCCCGCCUGGGUGACCCGGGGAGACGCCUAGGGGCGUGUCUGGUGACGUGGUCCCCUCCGGUCGCGUUACAAUGGCCGUGCCGACUCUGACCUCACCGACUAAUUUAGGAAUCCGUGGCUCGGUCCCAGAACGGGCUCAAAGUUGCCGGGAGGGUCGGGGUGGGGGGUGGGGGGACCCCGGCUGCUCGUUUGGAUGAUCCUGGAGCUCCCCGCUCGUAGGGGCUCAGCGACCCAAGUUUUCCAAACUGGAGCGAAGGCGGAGAGAAGCCAGGCCUCGGAAAACCAUGGCUGCCAAUAAAGGAAUGGCGAUCGGCAUCGACCUGGGCACCACCUACUCGUGCGUGGGCGUGUUCCAGCACGGCAAGGUGGAGAUCAUCGCCAACGACCAGGGCAACCGCACGACCCCCAGCUACGUGGCCUUCACCGACACCGAGCGGCUCAUCGGCGACGCCGCCAAGAACCAGGUGGCCAUGAACCCGCAGAACACUGUUUUUGAUGCCAAACGUCUAAUUGGCAGGAAGUUUAAUGAUCCUGUGGUGCAGUCGGACAUGAAGCUUUGGCCAUUUCAAGUCAUUAACGAAGGGGGCAAGCCCAAGGUGCUGGUGUCCUACAAGGGCGAGAAGAAAGCCUUCUACCCCGAGGAGAUCUCGUCCAUGGUGCUGACCAAGAUGAAGGAGACCGCAGAGGCCUUUUUGGGCCACAGUGUCACCAACGCGGUGAUCACGGUGCCCGCCUACUUCAACGACUCGCAGCGGCAGGCCACCAAGGACGCGGGCGUGAUCGCGGGUCUGAACGUGCUGCGCAUCAUCAACGAGCCCACGGCGGCCGCCAUCGCCUACGGCCUGGAUAAAGGAAGUCACGGGGAGCGCAACGUGCUCAUCUUCGACCUGGGGGGCGGCACGUUCGACGUGUCCAUCCUGACGAUCGACGACGGCAUCUUCGAGGUGAAGGCCACGGCGGGCGACACGCACCUGGGCGGGGAGGACUUCGACAACCGGCUGGUGAGCCACUUCGUGGAGGAGUUCAAGAGGAAGCACAAGAAGGACAUCAGCCAGAACAAGCGCGCGGUGCGGCGCCUGCGCACGGCCUGCGAGCGGGCCAAGCGGACCCUGUCGUCCAGCACGCAGGCCAACCUGGAGAUCGACUCCCUGUUCGAGGGCAUCGACUUCUACACGUCCAUCACCAGAGCACGGUUUGAAGAGUUGUGUGCAGACUUGUUUAGAGGCACGCUGGAGCCCGUGGAGAAGUCUCUCCGGGAUGCCAAGAUGGACAAGGCUAAAAUCCAUGACAUUGUCCUGGUGGGCGGCUCGACGCGCAUCCCCAAGGUGCAGAAGCUGCUGCAGGACUUCUUCAAUGGACGGGAUCUCAACAAGAGCAUCAACCCCGAUGAGGCGGUGGCCUACGGGGCGGCGGUACAGGCAGCUAUUUUAAUGGGUGACAAGUCUGAAAAAGUACAAGAUUUGCUUUUGUUGGAUGUAGCUCCCCUGUCUCUAGGAUUGGAGACGGCGGGCGGCGUGAUGACGGCGCUCAUCAAGCGCAACUCCACCAUCCCCACCAAGCAGACGCAGAUCUUCACCACCUACUCGGACAACCAGCCCGGGGUGCUGAUCCAGGUGUACGAGGGCGAGAGGGCCAUGACGCGCGACAACAACCUGCUGGGGCGAUUUGACCUGACGGGAAUACCCCCUGCACCUAGGGGCGUGCCCCAGAUCGAGGUGACCUUUGACAUUGAUGCCAAUGGAAUUCUCAACGUCACAGCCAUGGACAAGAGCACCGGCAAGGCCAACAAGAUCACCAUCACCAACGACAAGGGCCGGCUGAGCAAGGAGGAGAUCGAGCGCAUGGUGCAGGAGGCCGAGCGCUACAAGGCCGAGGACGAGGGCCAGAGGGAGAAAAUCGCAGCCAAAAACGCCUUAGAAUCCUACGCUUUUAACAUGAAGAGCGCCGUGAGCGAUGAAGGUCUGAAGGACAAGAUCAGUGAGUCCGAUAAAAAGAAAAUCCUGGAUAAAUGUAACGAGGUCCUCUCCUGGCUGGAGGCCAACCAACUGGCUGAGAAAGACGAGUUUGACCAUAAGAGAAAAGAGCUGGAGAACAUGUGCAACCCGGUCAUCACAAAGCUCUACCAGGGAGGGUGCACCGGCCCCACCUGUGCCCCGGGGUACACACCCAACAGGGCUGCCACAGGCCCUACCAUUGAGGAAGUAGAUUAGCCUUUUCUGGAACUGCAGGGUGCUAGGGAGCCUCUAGGUGAAUCUUAUUCACCUUCAAACAUCACUCUGACUCUGGAGAUGACUGGACUUGAACCUACACCGCCAUCCUUUGGGACUCUGAUGGAGAAGUCUGUACUCCAUCUUCUCAUGCCCCCACCCUCUCGUCUAUGACCCCGAAAUGGACCUUUAGGAAAACCAGUCCCCUCUUUGAACCAUUUGAAGAAUCUGGAUGUCUGUUAUUUAUGAGCCACACCCCACCUUCCUCCUUCCUGUGUGGAUGGUUAUUUGUCUCUCAGUAAAGUUGUUCCCAAAGA
This is a messenger RNA of Onychomys torridus (southern grasshopper mouse), 2676 nucleotides long. RefSeq names its product heat shock protein family A (Hsp70) member 1 like (gene Hspa1l). Gene Ontology annotation, molecular function: misfolded protein binding; ubiquitin protein ligase binding; ATP binding. The transcript has 2 exons. Gene Ontology annotation, biological process: cellular response to unfolded protein; protein refolding. Gene Ontology annotation, cellular component: vesicle; cytoplasm; blood microparticle. The coding region runs from base 437 to 2362 and encodes 641 amino acids. The record is from RefSeq and is a predicted model, not a curated record. Lineage: Eukaryota; Metazoa; Chordata; Mammalia; Rodentia; Cricetidae.